GAUUUUGGUUUUGGGUUUUGAUUCUGUUUGGUUUCUGAGUAGAGAAAGUGGGGAUUUUUUUUAAGGUUAGGGUUUGGUAAUUUCGGGGAGGAGAAUGAUGGAAGUUGAGAGAUGAGGUCUUUUAGAUGCUUAGUUGGUGUUUGGUUGCUGAGAAAGUGCAUGAAAGUGCGGGAAAAUGGGAGAAAGUAGAGGAAAAUGGAAUUUUGUCUUUUAGCUUAGCUGUUGUUUGGUUUGGUUGCUAAUUGAAUAGUGGAAAUGCUUUUUCUCCUUUAGUUUAAGAUCUGUUUUGGUGAUACAGAUUAAAGUCAGCCAAACAAGGCCUUCACUUCCUUUUUGGGAUAUUAGACUAUUAAUGAAGUGAAGAAUUUUACCAAAUUUUGAGAUUCAAAAUUUUGAUUUUUGAUUUUGUAUUUAUUGCUACUGUUACUAAGAUUUGAUAGUGACAAAAAGGACGGUCUAACAUUUGGCUUCGUGUCAAGUUUGUGGAAGUUUUACUUGUAAAAGGUAUAUUGAUGUAGUAGUGUGGGUUUAGUGGAGAAUUUUGUAGACUUGGGUGAUGUGAGUUGGAUUUAAUUGUGAGCUAGAAGAUGCUCAUUUUUUCGGUAGAAAUUCGAAGUUUGUUUUAUAAUAUUUGGUUGGUUAUGUGUCUCAACGAUUAGAUAUUACAUAUGGGUCUGCUCAUGUUUGGACCUUAAUAAGAUUCUGAUGCUUUCUAUUACAAUACUCUUUGUGUUGGCUCGUUGAUUUCCAGGUGGAGUGUUGUGCGGAAUAUGGCUUUUGGUUUAAAAUUCUUAAACUUUUUCCUUUUAUAAUGCCCAGUUUUGUUUUUUCACAUAAUGAUGAAUCUUCCCUUUUGUUGGUGGAGCUGGUUGGCCUUUUUGUUUUUCAUUUAACAUUGUUGUCGGUUGUACGAAGAACAUUUCCAUUUUGUAUGUCGAAUAUGGAAUAAAUGCCUUUGGUGACGAGGAGUGGAUUAUAUUACACUUGUUAAAUUUGCUGUGAUGACAAUAAGAAAGAGUAGGCUAGGUUGUGCUAGGAAGCAUAUGGGUCAAGGCAAAGAGGAGAUAUGUGAUUGCGUAAGAUUUAUUUGAGAUGUGACCUCAGAUAGAGAUGAGAUGUUGGAGAGAAGAUUCGUACAGCAAAGCAUGAGUAGUUUUCUAUGUCGCUAGGCCGAACCUUCCCCAACAACUGGUUCACUUUUUAAGCCCCAGACACUGCAUGCAACUGCUGGUUCCAGUACAUAUUUGGCUACAACAGUUUGUUCAAAUACGUCAAACGAAAGAGAAUCCAACUGUUUUGAGUUUAGACCCAAUUCUAGAUUAAAUAUGGUUCCUGCAGAUCUUAACCGCCAAAGAAGUGAACAAUAUAUGCAAACAGAAGGUCAGUGCCAAAAUCUGUCUCUUGCUUCACCUACCAUUAAAAGUGAGAUGGCCGUCUCAUCAAAUGAGUUGAGUCUAUCAGCACCCAUUCAGAUGGGUACUUCAGGGGCUACAGUGCCUCUCGAAGUUGAUGCAGAUGAUCUAAAGCAGAUAGGGAACCCAAGUACUGUGAUCCAGGCAACUCAUGCUGACCAUAAAGGAAGUGGGUCUUCUAUGUCAUCAGAUGAUGGAUAUAAUUGGCGUAAAUAUGGUCAAAAGCAUGUUAAAGGAAGUGAAUUCCCACGCAGUUAUUACAAAUGUACACAUCCUAAUUGUGAAGUGAAAAAGCUAUUUGAGCGUUCUCAUGAUGGACAGAUAACAGAGAUAAUAUACAAGGGAACUCAUGAUCAUCCUAAACCUCUACCAAGCCGUCGAUAUUCUGCUGGUACCAUCAUGUCCAUCCAAGAUGAAAGAUCUGACAAGCCUUCGUCCCUAACUGGUCGAGAUGACAAGUCACCUGGCAUGUAUGGUCAGAUGUCUCAGACCAUGGAGCCAAAUGGUGUAUCUGAUCUGUCGCCUGCAGCCACAAAUGAUGAUGGUGCAGAAGGGGCCGAGGGUGAUGAUGAUGAUCCAUUUUCGAAGAGGAGAAAGAUGGACACCAUGAUGGCUGAUGUCACUCCAGUGGUCAAGCCUAUCCGGGAACCACGUGUUGUUGUUCAGACACUAAGUGAGGUUGAUAUACUAGAUGAUGGAUAUAGGUGGCGCAAAUAUGGGCAGAAAGUGGUUAGAGGAAAUCCUAAUCCUAGGAGUUACUACAAGUGCACAAAUGCGGGAUGCCCAGUUAGAAAACAUGUGGAGAGGGCAUCACAUGAUCCAAAAGCGGUUAUAACAACUUAUGAGGGGAAGCACAAUCAUGAUGUACCUACGGCAAGAACUAGUAGCCAUGACACUGCUGGACCACCAGCUGGGGCUGGACCGUUGAGGAUGGUAGCUGAAGAAAGUGACACAAUUAGCCUUGACCUUGGGGUUGGGAUCAGUUCUGCUGCUGAGAAUAGAUCAAUUGAGCAGUCACAGGCACUGCAUUCUGAACUUGCCCAAGGCCAACCUCAUGCUAGCAGUUCCAAUUAUAAAAUAAUUCAAGCAAACCCAGUCACAACAUAUUAUGGUGUCUUAAACGGUGGCAUGAACCAGUAUGGAUCAAGAGAAAAUCCCAUUGAUGGCCGUAGAAUGGACAUUCCACAAUUGAAUCAUUCUUCUUACCCAUAUCCUCAAAACAUUGGAAGAAUACUAACGGGUCCCGAUUUCUUCUCAUGACGUGAUGAAAAAAAAAAAAAAAAAAAUUGCUCUGGUUUAUUUCCUUUUCUUCCUUUCAGCUGGUAAGAUAAAAAAAAAAAGGGGUAGAAUCCUGUUUGAAAGUAGAUUGUUCUAUAUGUGAUAGUUGUCUAUGAUGAUGAUAGUGUUUUGUUAACUGCCACAUCUGCAAAAUGCCUUCAGUAUUUAUAAUUAUUACAGUUGUAUUAACUUCUCAGAGCUCAAUGCUUUGUACAAAUGUGAAACUGAUACGGGUUUUAUUUUUCUUAAAAGAAAAACAGUAUUGUAAAACAGUUCUUGAAAUGGAAUUUGUAAGAAAAUGUGUUCUUUU
This is a messenger RNA of Pistacia vera, 3000 nucleotides long. Its product is annotated as probable WRKY transcription factor 20. Gene Ontology annotation, molecular function: sequence-specific DNA binding; DNA-binding transcription factor activity. The record is from RefSeq and is a predicted model, not a curated record. Gene Ontology annotation, biological process: regulation of DNA-templated transcription. NCBI's taxonomy places the organism in Eukaryota, Viridiplantae, Streptophyta, Magnoliopsida, Sapindales, Anacardiaceae. The transcript is spliced from 6 exons. Bases 1326 to 2672 code for a protein of 448 amino acids.